Molecule: messenger RNA, 792 nt
Organism: Patiria miniata (bat star)
Lineage: Eukaryota; Metazoa; Echinodermata; Asteroidea; Valvatida; Asterinidae
Product: transcription cofactor vestigial-like protein 2
Exons: 3
Coding region: 123-458 (111 amino acids)
Source: RefSeq, a predicted model, not a curated record
UUAUUAUUAAACAUUUCCACAUCCAUAAAUUGAGAGAGCGUCGGAUAACUGAUCAUUUUCAAACCGAACGCAUUCCGAUAUUUUACUUGAAUAUUUUCGAUCGUCAAUUUGUUUUGUCUAAAAUGCCGCUGCAUCACCAUCAUCAUCACGGACAUGGACUCUUUGGUCACCACCACGGUCACCAUCACCAUCACCACCAUGGUCAUCAUCACCACGGUGGGAUCGUAACCGGCCUGGCAGUCGGUGCAGCGAUCGGAGCGGCGUCUAGACGAUAUGAACAGCCAGCAGUUGUACACGUACAGGCCCCACCAGUGGCCGUUCCAGCCUACCCCACCGGGCAACACGCACCCUCACCCCCGGUAGCCUACCCCGCUCCACCCGCCUAUUCAGCUGCUCCUGCGUACCCAGCUUACCCGUCAGCUCCAGCCUACCCCGGCCCGCCACAGUACACACACUAAACAGGAACCUCGCAAAUCCCUUGGAAAACCAUGCUGAUGACUGGAAGUGAUACAUGUACUUGACAGUUCUUGUUCAAUUUCCCAGAUACUUAAAAGGGCAAUGCAAUGUAUUUUUGUGUAAUACAAUCCUCGAAAAUGCACCUUUGUGUCCCAUUUAUUCAAAUCUUCAAUUCUUGUUUUGCCAUUUUCAAGGGUAUUCUGAUGCCUUUUUGGUAAUGCAAAUUUCAAUAUUCAAGAGUAAAAUGUGUGACACCGUUUCAGGCAGAAACCUCAAUGUUAAAGUCAGCACCACAAGUUGCCAGAAUAUUGGAGAUUUUGUUGUCGUAAAUUUUCU